This is a messenger RNA of Neodiprion virginianus, 3776 nucleotides long. It is a transcript of the gene dup, whose product is annotated as DNA replication factor Cdt1. Bases 166 to 2394 code for a protein of 742 amino acids. Gene Ontology annotation, molecular function: DNA binding; DNA polymerase binding. NCBI's taxonomy places the organism in Eukaryota, Metazoa, Arthropoda, Insecta, Hymenoptera, Diprionidae. The transcript is spliced from 6 exons. The record is from RefSeq and is a predicted model, not a curated record. Gene Ontology annotation, biological process: mitotic cell cycle; regulation of DNA-templated DNA replication initiation; DNA replication checkpoint signaling. Gene Ontology annotation, cellular component: nucleus.
AAAGACGCGGGAGUAAACGAUGGAGUGAGACAUCGGCGACCGAUCCAAGUACGCGAGACUAGCAGUGUUGUUCAUUAGACAAAAAAAGUAUUCCAUUCGAGACAGCCAGAAAAUUGGCGCCUGCCAGAUAAUCGUAACGCCAAGAACUGUUAGAAUCGGUUGAAAAUGUCGCAGCAGUACGUUGACGCUUAUUUCAACACCCGAAAACGGACAGCUGCCGAAGACGUUAGGAGCAGGACCAAAGUCCUCAUCCUGGACGAUGAUCAAGCUGUGAACGUGGCAAGCAAUCUGAACGAUCGUAAUGUCGAUGAGACAAAAAACCUCGACUCAUUAGCCUCUCCGGCCAUUCAGGGGGACGAUACUAACCCCAAAAUGAGUCCGAAGAUCAUCUUCGCGAACGUGGACUCCAAGCAGAUCGAAGGCUGCGAGAUCCGCAGUAGCGUUGUUCGUCCCAAUCGCGUCGUACGAAACAUUCAGUUUGAUGCGGUGAAGGCUGGGAGCCCUAAGAGCCCGAAAUCCAGUUCACGGAGCCGCAGCGGUGCUCGUAUGAAAAAAACCGCAACCCAGGAAGGCCAGCCGGACAUCCGCGACACCUUUUUGAAACUGAGCAAAGACGAAGGCGAAGCCAAACAAAAGAGCAACGUUAUUUUCGAGAAGAAGGGCCUUCUAAGUCCGACCAAAAAGCGACCGUCGACGCCUCAGAAAGUUCCUCAGCACUGCGCUAUACAGAAGGUCACCAAUACCAAGACCUACGAGACAGCCGAAGAACAACCAGCUGCUGGAUCUGUGACGCCUAAAAAAUUAUCCACAAUGGACGCCUUAGCCCAGAAGGAUCUCAGCCUUGGAGAAAUAAAAAACCGAAUUAACCGGUCGUCCAGACUUGCAGAGCUCAAAGCUUCAAUUGCUAAGAUCAACAAGUGUGCUGCGAAGCUUGGCGAGAUUCAGGCUAAAAAACCUCAAAUUCGGAAGUUUGAAAAUAUUGAAGUGGAGGUUCCUGUUAGUCCGCAGAAAGCGAUGAUGUCUCCAAAGAAGAACGUCUUAACCCCAACAAAGAACGUUGAGCUGCCAAAGAAUGCUAGCCCUCAAAAGCGGCUACUGUUUGCUCCUAAAGAGAGUUCAGGCAGUCCUAGUAAAAGUCCUACUAAGCAAGCUGCCUAUCAAAAAUAUCAAUCCUUGGUUGAAUCUGGAACACCGACUUUGUUGCUACCUUACAAUUAUCGCCUUUUGGCUGAAGCCUUUAGAUGUGUUGAUACUGUUGUUUCAUUGCUGUUCAAUCGAAAAGAAGUUAUAACAUUCAAGAAGCUGAAACCAGCAGUACAGGAAUUACUGAGGCGCAAUUUUACAAUGGAUCAUUUGGCACAGAUUAAAACAGUGUAUCCAAAUGCCUUUGUGUUUAAUCAGGAGAAAUUACAUAACUUUGGUUCUUCCUCCAAGCAGGAUAAGUACGAACUUGUUAUAACGCCUAUGGUUGAGCCAAAGAAUGGGAGAAACACACCAGAUGCUGACAAUGUUCUCAAGUCUGCCUCGGAAAUGAGCAUGUGUCCAACGGUCUUAUUGCAACGUCGAAGAAUCUUCUACAAUACGCUUUUAGAUCUGGUCAAGGAUUGUCAUGAGAAAUAUCUUCUAUCAUUGAAGCCUCCAAUGGUUAUUCCAAAGGAGAAGUUGACCAGAUGGCAUCCGGAAUUUGAUGUGGAAAGUUGCGCUACUAUCGAAAAAGCUGAACUGCCGCAACCUCCUAACAUUGAAAAAUUUACAACUGCCAAAGACGUACUUCAGAAAGCCAAGGACAUGUUCAACUGCAACACGCGUAUGGAAAAGGCUUUGCAGAGGUUGGCAGAAGCUAAAAUGACAUCAAGAUCCGGUUCACCCAGCUCAACCUUGACUGUCGAUGUAUCAACUCAGAUUAAUGAUCAAGAAAUGAGAAAAGUUAACAUUUCUAUUGUUGAUACACCACCUGCUACUCCUACACAUAACAGUUACCUUAGCACAGCUUUCAAGGGUAUUCCAAAAGCGCUUCUUGAAAAGGUUCGCGCGAAGCAGGCAGCGAAGGCAUUGGAAUCAAUGACGAGAACGUCGGACUCAGACAAAGAGGCAACUCAGUAUUCGCGGUUGCCAGAGCUGUCCAGAAUUCUGCGGAAUAUUUUUGUCGCGGAAAAGAAGGGUGUCUUACCUAUGGAAUUCGUUAUCAAAAAGCUCGAUAAUUCUUACAGGGCAAAAUUGACCCCCAACGAGCUGGAGGAUCUUAUCAAACUGAUGUGCAAGCUGCUUCCUGUUUGGGCGAGUAUUCAGAAGGUGCAAAAAACUAAUUACUUGAAAUUGACCAGAGAUAUCGAUGUCAACAAAGUUGUCAGAAGAUUUGAAAUAAUGGCCAAUAAUAAAGUGAACGCUUCUUAACAGUGGUAAGCAUUGCUAUUGUAAUAGAAAUUUAAUCGACUUGAAUAGGCAAUUUGAAUAUAAUCAUUAUUCAGUGUACAACAGCUUCAGCUGUGCCAUGUGAAGAAUGUAAAAGCUCAUUUAUGAUACCAAAUCGAUUCAAAGACUUGAAGACUUGUGGAAAAGAUUUUUUGAUGCGGGUUUUGCGAUCAACACGCAGAAGUUAGGUUUAGAUUUAAUUUUAAGAAAACCUUUCACUUUCCUUUUUGCGUCCGCGUUUCGUACCGUUUUCUUUUGACCGUGUUCAAGCGCAAUAGAUUCACUUUUGAAAAACCUCAGAUUUGUUAAAUAUUCUCUCAUCAUUGGCAAUAUACGAAUUCUUACCUUAUCGCUUAUGUGAUGUUUGUCAAUUUUGAGGUGAUAUUUUAUUAAUCCAUGUCAGAGUACAGAUCAUCUCUUCUCCAUCUAAAUAGGCAGUUACGAUCUACUAUUCACUAUUUCUUCUUCCUCAUGCGACUGAUGAUAUCAGUUUACAUUCCAUAUAUUUACUUUUUGUUUAUGAUAUAUGAUUGUCAGUGAUAAAUUUUUUGUUCUGUCGUUGAGUUACAAUCCAUUUGAGUAUCUGAAUAAUUAUGCCGAUGGAAGCAAUAUUUUAAAAUAAGGAUUAGUAUUGAAUUUUUUCGUAUAUCGUUUACACACAUUUUAGUUUGUCGUAUUAUUUGCAAAGAAGAAGAAUGGUAUAUUUGUCAGAUUCAUUAUUUGAUAUUUCUAGACACAUGUCAAAUUUGUCGAUCUUCACAUUUUAUAAUUUAAUUUUAUACUAAGUUAAAAGGCGGAAUUAUACCUGAGGUCAGAAUUACUUCGGCUGUGGCAUUGAUAACUCGAAUAACUUGUAUGUUGUACCUAUGUUUAAUAUUAGAUCUCUUCACUAAAAAAUUGGAAAUUAAAGACAGCUGUUAUCCAAAUUCAGAAUUAUUAAUUUCGAGGGUUGAAAUGCAAUCCAGUAAUAAGAUAACUGAACAAAAUAAAACUUCAAAAAUUCGUUAUAGAUUUCACCACGUAAAGAUUAUAUUUCGGUAUUGUACGUCGCGUUAGAAGAAGCGUCUUCCUAUAAACUAUAUACUACUUAUAUAAUAAGCAAUAGUAUUCGUAUUUACAAUGUUAAAUGAUGUACGAAUUUGUCUUUACUUGAAAUUCUUUGCAUGGUCCAAAUUCAAUUGAUUAUGGUAACAUGACUACAUGGAAGGACUUGCACAAAUAAGUUUUAGAAAUUUUCUGGACGUAUGUUAAUCGAGCUUAGUUAUAGCUAAAUAUUUAUACAUAUACCAUUAUUGAAGCAAUUAUAUCUUGGGCAUCGACUGAUUGUGAGUUUUUUGUCUGCACAAAUAAAAUAUCCUUUACGC